GAGUCAGAAAGGAGAGCCCUCAGCGUUCACUACAUCAAUGGAGGGUUCAUCUCCCUGGUUGAGAAGGAAGGUCUCAGCAGGGACACCCCGAUCUAUGGACUUGAAGAGAAGGUGAUCCGCGGGCAUAGUGCUACAACAUGCUGCCCAAGAUAUGGAUGCAGUGGCUCUGCCUUCGUCGACGCGAUCAUCGGCGAGGAUAACGUGGGCCCUGCCACCCACAUGCUGUCCUACACCUGGAGUUAUAGGAUCGGGGACAUCGCAGAUACCCUGAUGAAAUGGUGUGGCUCAGCCAAGCCAAGCUUGGACCCAAAGCGGGUCUACGUUUGGAUGUGCUGCGUCUGUGUCAAUCAGCACUGGGUCCGGCAGGCCGUUCGCUCCGGACAGGACGUGCCCUUCGAGGAGUUCAAGCGGGUGUUUGAGGGGCGUGUUCGCAGCAUCGGCCGCGUUCUGGCGCUGAUGAUGCCCUG
Symbiodinium pilosum is the source of this 467-nucleotide messenger RNA. Lineage: Eukaryota; Dinophyceae; Suessiales; Symbiodiniaceae. The record is from the annotation of a GenBank genome assembly.